AUGUCAAAGAAGAACAAUAAAAAAGAAUCAACAACGUGUGUUCAAACAUGUUAUAACGCUCACAAAGAUAUUAAAAGUCACAACAUUGCAAUGAAAGCCGCAGCGGAAGCCAAAGAAGCUCAAGAUGCACAAAUGAUGGCGGGUGCACAAGCAUCACAUCAGGUGAGAGCUCAACUCGCGGAAAAAGCACAGCAAGCAUAUAGAGCGGCCGAAGCUGCACUAGCGGGAAAAUUAGCAAUGGUCGAACAAUUAGAACACGAAAUGAAAGAAGCUCAAGCCGUGGUACAAGAAGAAGCUUCAUCGUGUCAGCAAACUCAAUACAAUUUACGUGCCGCAUUGGGUGCUGCUGCUCAAGCGGGAUUUUUAUUAAAAACGCUGACGGGAGCAUUGCAAAUAUCUCAAACGACAUUCAUGUCGACGCAACAAGCAGCGGAAGGAGCACAGCAAGAGCUAGCAGAAAAAGCGGCACUCGUGGAAGCAGCAAAAGCACGAGCGGAUGCUUUGUGCAGGCAACUAACGGUUGCUAAAAACGAUUUGAACGCCAUAAGGCAAGCGACGUACAAAGCCGCGAUUGCCGCGAGAAAUGCGGAAGCGAACGCUGCCAGAGGUAGACGACAAAUCGAACGGAAAAGGCGAAAAACUAAAAGAUCCAGUAAAAUCAUACAGUAUAUCAGAAAAUGA
This is a messenger RNA of Pediculus humanus corporis (human body louse), 681 nucleotides long. RefSeq lists its product as uncharacterized. The coding region runs from base 1 to 681 and encodes 226 amino acids. Lineage: Eukaryota; Metazoa; Arthropoda; Insecta; Psocodea; Pediculidae. The transcript is spliced from 3 exons. The record is from RefSeq and is a predicted model, not a curated record.